This is a messenger RNA of Hydra vulgaris (swiftwater hydra), 2802 nucleotides long. NCBI's taxonomy places the organism in Eukaryota, Metazoa, Cnidaria, Hydrozoa, Anthoathecata, Hydridae. The record is from RefSeq and is a predicted model, not a curated record.
UUGGCAAAGUUUUGGGCGCUAACUUGGCUUGACUAAUCACGAUCUUGAUCAUAUCAAGUCUGAUAAUAGUUCGACUCAUGAGAAAGCUGUCUGUGUCUUAUUAAGAUGGAAACAAAAUCAUGUAAAUCCUUCAUGGGAGAUAUUAAAAAAAGAGUUAACAUUGUUUCGGCGUUUAGAUAUCAUUGAAGAAAUUGAAAAAGAGUCAGUAGAUCAAGCAGGUUGGUAAUACCAGAAAAUGAUGAUAUGCAAGUUGGAUAUUUAACACAUUGUAUCAUGUUGGAUAUUGAACUCAUUGUAUCAUGUUGGAGGUCUCUAAAGUAUCAGAUAUUCAGUAAAGAUAAAGAAAACAACAAUGUAAGAAGAAUUCCCUAUGGUGGUAUAUUCAAGUUUGAUUUACAUGAAGAUGAAAUUUGUACAUUAGUUGAAUUCAAAUACUGGGAUCAUGAUGAAUGGAUGCCAAUCAGUGAUGAGAAACAAUCACAUGAGUAUUACUUGACAAGGAAAAAAAACAAUCAGGUGUUCGUCAAAGUAGAAAAUUUGAGAAGUGUCAGUGAAAUGAUUUAUUUCAGGUUUUCGUUUCAAGGUUCAAAAAAAGGCAUUUUUCAUAUAGAUUGUACUUGUAAUAUUUCAGGUUUGAGAAAGUCUAAGGAAAUCUUCCUGAUCAACCUCCUGAUGGAUAAACAAGCUGUUGAAAAAAAGAUAGGUAAUUGCAGCUACGAAUUAUACUACAAAAGUAUCAUGAUUGCAACACCUGAACUAAUUUUUAACAAUAAUUUCAGCAAAAAAAUAAAAACACCAAAUUCUUUGGAUUGGAGAAAGGCUGCCAAUAUUGUUUUAGACAAAGUACCAUGUGAUCAAUCAAUAGAGCUAAUUGCAGAUAAUUAUAUGGACAGAAAUUUUUCUGAUUUAACAGAUGUCAUUUGUGUUUGCCCCUCCUUAUCUGGUAAAAAUUGUAUAACCUUGAUAAUUGAAAAGUUUAAUAAAUUGUUUUCUAACAAAACUGGUGUUCGUGCUAUUAUACCUGGUUAUCAUUUACGCUAUCAUGCUUCCCUUUUAAAGUGUAAUGUUGAAAAUAUUCGAAGUUGUAAAGAUGAAGACAGAAUAAUAUUAUUUUACUCUGAACUCAAUCUUGUUUUUAUUAUUCGUAUUGCUACUUCAUUAGCUUGCAUCCCGUUAGAAUCUGAAAAUUGUUUGAAUGAUAUUGUAUUGUUUUUUAAUAUUAAUAGCCUUUACAUUGAAGCUAAUAAAUUAGUUGUUCUGGGAAUUAUUGUUUUACCAACAUUUGAGCGCAAAAAAUUAAAUAAAGAAUUGUUUUUUCUUUUUUCUGAAACCUGGAGAGAAGAAAAAGAUCAAAAUAAUGAGAAGGAACAAGAGUUAAAACAAAUUUUAUUUCUAUGUAAGGAUGAUAUCGAAGAUAAAAAUAUUAACCAAUGGUGGAGAUCAGUCACUGCAUAUUGCUUUGAAAAAUGUAAUAAUAAAAGCAACAGUUCAGUGUUUUUUAAAAAACUUAUUGGAUUAACUAUGAUAGUGAUGGCUACUCUUGAUAAAGUCAAUCUACCCACAAUAGACUUUGAUCCUCAAAAACAAAUCAAGACAUUAAUACUCAACAAUGAACAAUGGGAAGCCAUAUAUGACAUGGAACUUAAAAAAAUUGUCUCUGGAGGAUACGGUUCAGGUAAAUCUGUUGUUGGAAAGGAAAUCGUUAAAAAUUGCAUAACUAAAAAGUCAGAAAAUCCUUUAACCUUGUACUACAUAUGUUGUAACCAUUUUUCUUUGUUUCAAUGUGAAAUGAAAGAAUUUGUUGACAGUAUUAAGAAAGCCCCAAACAUUACUGUUAUUUGUGAUAAUUUGUAUGAGUUAUGGAAAAAAAUGCAUGUAAACAAAGAUAUUAAAAACGAAUACAUUUCUAUUCCAAAAUUAUUAGAGUAUUUGGUUUUUAUUGAUACUAAUAAAGUCUAUUUUGUAUUGGAUGAACUGUCACCUGAUUAUAUGAAAGAAGAAGAUGCAGUUCAACUAAAUAUUUUAUUUUCAUCUGCAUUAAAAGAAUCUUUAGUUGUUUUUAUACCUGAAAGUGUUGAAAAAUAUCGAAAAUUGAUAAAAAAUAAUAAAAAAUGCUUAAUCCAAAAGAAUUAUUUUAAUGAAGAAGCACUAGACAUGAAGGUUUUUACUCUUAGUAAAUCAAUGAGAGUAAUUGGAUGUAACAAAUUAUUAAUAGAUUCUUCACAAGAUUCUAUUUGCGAAUCAAAAACUGUUUGUAAUUUUCCAAAUUUAAUUGUGGAUAAAAUAUCACCUAAUAAUAAAAAUAAUUCAUUUGAAAAUAAACAUUCAAAAACAAAAGAGGUUCUUCAAAAUGAUUUUUUAUUGAUGAGUUAUAAAGAUAAAUCUAUUAGUAAUUCAAAGUUAAAUAAUACUUAUACAGUUGUUGAAAAUUUGAGUGAUUUUGGAAAGACGAAUGAUAAACGCUUUGUUUAUAAUCCCCAUGAUGGUGAGGAAAAUCCUUUAUCAAAUACAAAAAUAGAUAGUACCAUCGAUGAAAUUGGAAUUGAUUUUUAUGAAUACGAUUAUGACCAUAUGUCAAAGCAUGUAGCAGUUCAAACUAAUAAGGUUAGAAACUAUGGCUUUUGACAUACAAGCAAAACAAUACAAAAAAGUAGAUAAAAAUGGUACGAACCAUCCCUCAACAAUGGCAAAAAAAACUAGCAUCGCAGACUAUUUAAGCAAUGCGGAAAAAUAUAAUGAAGCUUUAGAAGUUUAUUAUUCUAUUGAUAAAACACAAACUGAAAUGUUAGGUAUCAACCACCC